Notothenia coriiceps (black rockcod) is the source of this 1532-nucleotide messenger RNA. It is a transcript of the gene snx30, whose product is annotated as sorting nexin family member 30. Lineage: Eukaryota; Metazoa; Chordata; Actinopteri; Perciformes; Nototheniidae. The coding region runs from base 157 to 1476 and encodes 439 amino acids. Gene Ontology annotation, cellular component: phagophore assembly site; early endosome. Gene Ontology annotation, biological process: endocytic recycling; piecemeal microautophagy of the nucleus; protein transport. The transcript is spliced from 9 exons. The record is from RefSeq and is a predicted model, not a curated record. Gene Ontology annotation, molecular function: phosphatidylinositol binding.
ACAGUUGUGGCCAACCAGCGGGUGUAACAUCGCAACUUGAGGAGACAGUGAAGGGAGAAAACAGCCUCCCUCUGUCUGUAGUAACCGUAUCAGCCACGGAGAACCGGACGGUUGUUACCCCACGAUACCUGGACACGUCCUCCCGCCUCCCGCAGGAUGAGUGUCGGUGCUCCGAGGGCCCUGGCCAGCUCGGGGCAGAAGCCCAUCACGGAGAUCCUCCACCCGCUGUCCGCAGCCGAGGAGCCGCUCUCCGUCCCCGUCGGAGUGGACAAGCAGGAAGUGGGGCUGACCAAUGGCACGCCGGUGGAGACGUCGAGUCCCGCUUCCACGUCCUCGCUCUUCAACCGGCUGCAGCUGGACGACGACCUGGAAGCAGAUGUGCGGGACCCCUACGCAGACAGCACGGAAAUGCGUGACCUUUUCGUCACCGUUGACGACCCAAAGAAGCACGUCUCCACCAUGGAGACCUACAUCACCUACAGAGUCUCCACCAAGACAUCACGGGUGGAGUUUGACCUCCCGGAGUACUGUGUGCGGCGGCGAUACCAAGACUUUGAUUGGCUGAGGAUCAAGCUGGAGGACAGCCAGCCCACCCACCUCAUCCCUCCGCUGCCCGAGAAGUUCGUGAUGAAGGGCGUGGUGGAUCGUUUUUCGGAGGAGUUUGUGGAGACGAGGAUGAAGGCUCUGGACAAGUUCCUGAAGAGAGUUGCCGAUCAUCCCGUCCUCUCCUUCAACCCACAUCUAAAUGCUUUCCUGACGGUCAAGGACCUGAACAAGCGUCAGGGUCUCGCCCUGCUGUCCAAGGUGGGCGAGUCGGUGAAGCACGUUGCCGGGGGUUACAAGCUGCGGGCGCGACCGGCAGAGUUCUGCGCCAUGGGAGAAUAUCUGGACACCUUCAACCAGAAACUGGGAACCAUCGACCGCAUCGCUCAGAGGAUCCUCAAAGAGCAGUCAGAGUACCUGACGGAGCUGCGUGAGUACGGCGGUGUGUACUCAAGCUGGGUGGGGUCUGAGGAGGAGCUGCGGCGCCCCCUGGAGGGCGUGGCCGGCUGCGUGACCACGAGCUGCGGAGCGCUGGAGGACCUCGGGGACAACAUGAGCCUGGACUUCCUGCCUGUGCUCCGAGAGUACGUCCUCUACCUCGAGUCCAUCAAGAAUGUUUUGAGGAAGCGAGACCAGAGCCAGGCGGAGUACGAGGGCCGACUAGAAGCAGCCAUACUGCGCAAACAGGAGGACAGAACGCCAAUGCCGCUGGAGGUGGAAAAGUGCCAGGACAAAGUGGAGUGUUUCAACGCGGACCUGAAGGCCGACUGGGAGCGCUGGCAGAGCAACAAGAGACACGACUUCAAGCAGCUCCUCACCGGCAUGGCCGACAGAAACAUCAACAGCUAUGAAAAGAGCCAGGCAGCGUGGGAGUCGCUCAUCACUCUCCUCCAGGACAAACAGACUGAGGACAAAACGAGCGAGACGAGCUGAACCUCAAGUUUUUCUCCGUGUCACACACUCUCCCACGCCAAGGAGAAGCCGGGCUG